UAUGAUUUAGUUGUAGAUUAUUGAAUUGAAAAUCUUAUGGAGACUUAAAAUAAUAUUGAAGAAGGCCUUGAACUAUUAAAAGAAUAUGAGAGUUGAAUUUUCAGAAAGAGUGAUCUAAUUUAUCAAACAAUUUGAAUAUGGUUCAUUAAUUAUUAUAUUAAACAUAUGUAGGGAUGAUGGAGAGAAGAAAAGAGAAUUGAAUAGGAAAGAAAAGAAAUGAGUAAAAGGGAGACUAGAUGAUAGAAUUUGAGAGUUAGUUGAA
Molecule: messenger RNA, 262 nt
Organism: Paramecium sonneborni
Lineage: Eukaryota; Ciliophora; Oligohymenophorea; Peniculida; Parameciidae
Source: the annotation of a GenBank genome assembly